UUUACCUACGGCGGGAUGCCAUUUUGUCACCCUGUGUCGCACUGUGGUUAGAUCCUGUCGCCGAAAACAUUUGAUGGUGCAUUAGGUUUGAAGUUUGAUUUUUUUUAAAAAAAUAAGUUUGAUUAGAAUUUUUAAGAGUGACUUGGCAUAUUAAUGUGAGUUUUUCUAAUAAAGAACUGCAGAGUUUUCACUUUGUUGUGAUGAAAACUCGUAGUUUUAGAAGAAUCUUUAUAAUUUGAAUGGAAACGGAAUGGGUCAUUUCCUGGUUCGGCGUCCCCAUGUUCUUUCCUAUCGAUAACUCCUAGUGACAUAGAUUUUAACAGGUACACAUCAAUCAAAUACCUGUGUGAAUGUUAGGUAAACUUUUCAAUCAAAAUCAAAAUUUUGAACAUUUGUAAUCCAUAAUGAUUAAUGCAACAAAUUUCCCCAAGAAACCACAGGCCAGCCUAAAUCUAAAAGAAAUGUUCUUUCAUUUUCAUGACAUUAAAAUGAUUAAAAGUUUACAGCAGAACAUUGAUAGUAGACCUAUAACUGGUUUAGUCUAUUAAAUACACUAUUGCCUUUGUAAAUUUUAUCAUGUGAUUAGUCUUAGUCUUACUUAGAAUUACAAAUCAGUCCUCGAUUCGUCCAGAUUAAUUCAUGAAGUGUUAAAGAAUUUAGGAAAAAUUUAUUUUGAGAAAGUGAAAAACUUCUUUCAGUUUCAGGCCUCAUUUACUAGCAGUUUUCAGUAAUUUAUUACACUAUUUACAGAAUAGACCUCAACUAAGGCCUAGUAGUAGUCAAUAUAAAUAUAAUUCAUGGAUGCUCCAUGUACCAUCAGUGAUUUCCUCCAUGUGGUAUGAAAAGCUCAAUUGACUUGACUUUUUUUCUAUUUAUUUAAAAUAAGUUUUUUUCUAUUACAAUUUAUUUAUAUAUAUAUAUAUAUGUAUAUAUAUAUAUAUAUAUAUAUACAUAUAUAUAAUGCAAAUAUAUGAUUUAUCUAUCAGAUUAAAUCAAUUGUUUUUAACUAUGACUCACUUAUUGAUUGUUUUUUUUUAUAUUUAUAUAAAAUAAGUUUUUUUCUAUUACAAUUUAUAUAUAUAUAUAUAUAUAUAUAUAUAUAUAUAUAUAUAUAUAUAUACAUAUAUAUAAUGCAAAUAGAUGAUUUAUCUAUCAGAUUAAAUCAAUUGUUUUUAACUAUGACUCACUUAUUGAUUGUGUAAGAAUUCUCCCAUGUCUGUCAAAGUAAUCAAGUCCUGUUUAAUAGGUCUGUCCUCAUUUUAGCUGAAAGUUUCAUACAAAAGUGUUCAAAUAAAUGAUAAAGCCAACCAUUUAUCUUUUACAAUACCAAAAGUACAAGAAACCUGAAAUAUGCUAUUAAAAUAUUUUAAUAUCAUCAUCAUAGUUCCUCUGAGUUCCUUUAGAAAAUAGGGUCUCUGUUAAAGCACACCACUUUUCUCAGUCUCUUGCCUGUAUUUUUAGUUCUUCCCAGCUCUGUUCUCUCAGCCUCAUCCAGCACACUGCUGCUCAUGUUCUGUUGGGUCUUCCUCUUUGUCGUUUACCCUGGGAGUUUCACUCUAAGGACUGUCUAACUCUGUUGUUGGUGUCUUUCCUGAAGUGCAUCCUAUCCGUCUCCAUUGUCUGUCUUUCCUUGAUUUGUUUCUCUGUUGCAUUCUAUCCACAGCUUGAUAUGUUCCGCCCACACAUCUCCCACAGCUUGAUGUUUUAAACCUUAUCAUACCAUUGUAUUUUCAGUAUGUCCUGUUUGUUGUAGUUUUUGUUGUUCUCCAUGUUUCAAGCCCAUACAACAGGACUGCUUUCACAUUGGAGUUAGAAAUUCUUAUUUUAGUUUUGUUUGAGAUGUAGGAAGAUUUCCUAACUGCUUUUAGGUCGGCCGGAAACCUUGCUUGGUAUGGAAAGUAAGGCAAUUCAUGACCAGUUCUCACAUUGGGAUAAGUCUCAGCUCUUUGGUGUUUUUAUCUAUAGAUAUUCAGUAGAAAGGAUUUCUAUUGACCAAAUUUUGAUAAACAUACUGUGAAGUUUAACUAUUUCAACCGUUUCAUCUGUUAGGACCUGAGUUGGUAUAUUGCCUGCUACUUUGACUACAUCAGGGGUUAUAAUGUCUACACCUGCUAUUUUGACUACCGUAGUUGGUGUAUUGUCUAUGCCUGCUACUUUGUCUUUAUUUGAUCAGAGCUCCUUCCAUAUUUCUUCUUUGGCCAUCUUUAUGUCCAGUGUUGUUCUUCUGCUUAGGUCAGGUGGUUUUAGGGGGGUAAGUCUGUUUAGCACUUCUUGAAAAUAUGCCUCCUCUCUUCCAAGUUAGUCGUCUUUGGUCGUAAAUAUUUUAACAUGAACUUGAUGAAAUAGUUACUGUACUUUCAAAGCAUUGCUUCUUUUGAGGCACUAAACAUUUCAUUUGAGUUAUAUAUAGUUUUCCUUAGCCCAUUAAAAAAAUUCAUUGAUUUUAAAAUCUGCUGGUAGUAUCUUUAACAUUGGCUUGUUAAUUGUUACAAUAACAAUGUGAUAUUGUUUUGGAUGUUUUCAGCAAGACACAUAUCAUUUUGAGGAGAACUCUGAAGCUCUGCUCUCAUCAGAGUCCAGCAGAAGUAGUAGUAUUAUCAUGACUGAGAAUGGCCCCCCUGGGUCACAGGGCCCACCUCAGAUUACACGACCCACUGAAAACAAAACUCGAAUCCCACGCCCUAUGUUGUGCAAAAUUUUACUACUCAAUGGUGAAGAAUAUGAAGUUGCCAUCGAUGUAAGUGUCAGAAUAACUUGAGCAUACUCAAACAAUAACUGUUCUCUAAAGUUCUAUUCGAAUGUGUGCUUGUGCUUUCUUUUUUUUUUAAAUCUUUGUGCAGUUCUAAAUCAGCCUAACUAAUAAUUCAUAGACUUACUUAUUUUAUCUUAUUUUUGACCCAGUCAUUCGUUUAUCUUCUGCAGUGUAAACUUUGGUCAUUUUAUUGUAAAAAAGAAAGACUAUUUAUAUUUAUUUUUUUUUAAAUCCUCUUGUUUUAAACAAAAUAUUUUUUCAAAUGUUUCUAAUAAAAAUUGUUUUUAACAAAUAUUGUAAAUUUAUCAGAAGCUAUUGAUAACAAAAGGUGAUUGUUUUGAUGAUGUUUUUAUGUGUCCAUUCUAGAAAAGAUCUAUUGGUCAGCUGUUAUACGAAAGGGUCUGUGAUUAUCUGGACUUGCUAGAAAGAGACUAUUUUGGUCUGCAGUACAAAGAAGACCUGGAUGUUGAGAAUGUUAAGGUAAAUAAGAUAUUUAUAGUUGUGCAUAAAUUAAUAAUACUUUUAGUACAGAAUUAACUGAAGCAUUAUAUCCUACUCAAAGAAAUAAAUUGCCAAACAAUGGUGGUGGAAAUAUGUGACUUUCUCAUCUACUAAAGUUACUUGACAAAUCUUGCAUUCAAGUAACACACUUUUAUAAGAAUCCCAAUCAGUGCUACUGUCUUGGAAUUUUAUUCUGCCUCCCUUUUGAUCACAUUGUUACAAUCGUACAUACCUAUUUAGAGAAUAAUUCUUUGUGAAAAUGUAAUGGGGGUGGGGGAUGAUUUAGCCUGUUCAAGUUAUCUGCCAUUGUUUCCCUUUUCUUUUGGUCAGCUCUUAACUCCUUUUUAUUUGUCCUCUGUGUCAUGUAUUGUAUUGUAAUUUAUUUUAUCUCUAAAUAGUUAUAGCAAUAAAGAAUAAAUUUUGUGUUGGAAUUAUUUUUUAUUUGACACUAGUAAUCUGUUUACUUAAUUUUAUCAAUCACCUCAAAAAAAUCUUGUUAGCAUUUAUUCAAAUAAUUUGUCUGAAAAUAUUUGCAAAUAUCAUAACUGCAUUUUCUUUUUUCUUCCAAGUUUUGGUUGGACUUAACUAAGAAAAUUACAAAGCAGAAGAAACGUAAGUAAAUUUGUAGUAUCUCCAUAUUUUACAGAAUUAUAAUGUGAACCCCUGUUUGUUUAAAACAAGCCUUUAAAUGCCAUGUCCACGUACAAUGCGAUAUGUAAAUCUUGUUCCAUAACAAGACUUUUCCCCCCUGCAACAGUAAUACAUAGUUAUAAAACAGUAAACUUAAAAACUUUGUCAAAAUGGAUAUUUAUUUCCCAGGGUUUAAAUUCAAUGCUUCCUCUUACAAGAGCUAGCAGGAUUAACCGAUAAAUAUGAUUAGUUACAUCUAAAUUGCAAUUGAAUUUAUCAAUCAAGUCCAUUUUCAUAAAAAUGUUCAUCUUUGUAACAACUAAAGUUAUUUUCAUUUAAAAGGUUUGAUUUAUAAUUUAGAGGAAAGCAUUCAUAUAUUGCUCAUGUUGCUGUGUUAAAAAUUAAGGUUCAUUUUUACCCCAAAUUUAUCACAUUCUUUGUGUUAUACAGUAUGUCAUUUUUAUAAAAGCAAGAUGGUGGCCUGGUUUUGAUGGCCUAUUUUGUUAGUUUGCCAAGGGCUUUGAGGGAGGGUAGAACCAACACCUUCCGGUCGAACCCAUCAAAAAAUUAAUAAAAAUGGAAUAUUUGUUUUCUUUAAAAUAUGUUGUUAGGACCUCUAAUACUGUAAAAAUUAUUAAAUUAUGUAACAAUUUUUAAUCUUGUGUAUAUUUAAAAGGAGGAAAGAUGGAGUUUGAAUUUGCCUUAAAGUUUUACCCACCUGACCCAACCCAGCUCACAGAAAGUUUAACCAGGUACAUAAAAUGUUUUCAAGCAUACUUAAAAAUUGUUCGCCUUGUUCGAUUAUGAGCACAUUUGAACUGUAAACUAUUUGAAAGAGAAGUAAAAUGUAACUAUUUUACUUUACCACGUUACGGUCCUGUCGUAGCCAUUAUCAAGAUGAUAGUCUGAUAUGAUUUCUUAUGCAUUAUUUUUGUAUGUGGGCAGUUUUAAAGCAUUUAACAUGUUAUCCUUUUUUAAAUACUUUAACAGAAAUUUAAUUAUUUAUUAUAACCCUUUUUCUCCAGAUAUCUAGUUUGUUUACAAAUCAGAAGAGACAUAAUCAGUGGAAAGUGAGUAGUUUUGGUUUUCUUUUGGGGUUCAUUUUAAUUGUAAAUACAACUAACUUUGACUGUAAAUCUUUACUUAAGUGGCGUUGAAUUUUGUCAUCCUUCUUGACUAAUGACAAAAAUCAUUCAUUAUCAGUCUGUUAGAGCACCCCAUUUCCAUGUAUAACUGUUUAGCUGUACUGAUGUGUUUUGUUUUUUUUUUAAGACUGCCAUGUUCACAGGCCACCCAUGCCAUGUUGGGAUCAUAUGCUGUGCAAGCUGAUAUUGGUGACUAUGACCCAGUGGACCAUGGUACAGGUAUUGACUAUAUCAGAGAUAUGCCUUUUGCACCUGAUCAAACAGAAGACUUACUUCACAGGAUUGCUGCUUUACACAGACAACACAAGUAAUUUUUUUUUAUGACAUAACUUUUGUAAAUCAGAAAACUAGUUUACACCUUACUUUUUUAAUUUUCUAUAUUUGAAAUUUAAAAUAUUUUAUUAAAUUUAUUUCAUAAGGUUAAAAUUUAGACUGUCCAUCCUUUUUAAUGUACAUAGUUAAAAUAAUUAAAUAACUAAAUACUAGAAAAAUUUUGCAUAGUUGACCCUGCUUUUUUUUAACAAUGCUUUGUAAAGUAAUUAUUUAGUUUCUAUGUUAAUAGUACUAAAGGAUAUUAUAUGAAAGAGUGCGUUUUUCAAGCCGCAUGAAAGAAAUAGUAGAACAAGAUGUGUGUAGGGUUGAAAUGAAAAGACAGGACAAUUAAUAGGAUGUUUCGGCUAGAAAAGCCUUCUUCAGCAGACGAUACAAAUGAAGACACAAAGAGAUAAUUUUAAAAUGGAAUAUCGAAAACUUGUGUGUUAUAAGAAAUGAAUGAAGUCAAUGAAGAUCUCUAUGGUUAGAACUGGAAGCGCUCUAUUACUAAACAAUCUUCUGUUUAGAAUUUAGUUUUAUACUUGGAAACAAUUUAAAAUUGAAAAGGCAAUAUGAAAACAGUCAUCCAAUUAAAAUACAGUAAAUACAUUUGACGCAACAAGAAAAAUCUGUUAACACGAAAUAAUAAUGCAGUCUCAAGUAUAUUUUUUUUUGUAUGCAUCGUUUAACACAAAGAAAUAUUUUGUUUCCCUCAGUUUCGUGUUAAAUGAUUUUUACUGUAGUCGUAAAUAAUUAAAAUUUUAAAAUCAUUCUUAAAAUUGUUUUAAGUGCUUUAUUAUCUAAGAAAGCGCAAUAACUUGUAUGUGGUUGUUUUAUUUUAUUUAAAGAACUAAUAAAGGGUUGCAUUUUUCAAAUUUGUUCUCUUCUACCCAGAGGACAAACUCCUGAACAAGCAGAGUUGCAUUACUUGGAAUACAGCAAGAAAAUAGCUCUUUAUGGCAUUGAUCUACACAGAGCAAAAGUUAGUGCUUUUAAAAUACAUUGAAAUAUUGGUCUGAAAUCUAUCUCGGUCGUUAACACGUGUCAUUUGUAACAUGGCAAGUGUUGUCCAAUUAUUUCUACACACAUAAAUGUUUCAUAUCUGAUAUCAUAAAUUAGAAUUAGAGUAUAAUGUAUUUACUCAACUAAUAAAUAUGUUUCAUCUCAAAUAAAUGUUGGGUAUUUCAUGAAUAACAUUUUAAGUUUUUAAAUAUUAAAUCCUACAUGAUUUAUAGGACUCUGAUUAUGUGGACAUUCUCCUGGGUGUAGGAGCCACUGGUAUAUCUGUGUAUAGAGACAAUUUGCGGAUCAAUCGAUUUGUCUGGCCUAAGAUUCUCAAAAUCUCUUACAGAAGGAACAAAUUUUUAUUGAGGAUUCGACCUGCUGAGGUAAAAUCAAAAUUUUCCCCAAAUUUAAAUUUAAAAAGUAUUGGAUCCAGAUAACUGUUACUUUUUUUCCUUGUUGAUAUUUUAAUCUGUUACUUGCAGGUUUAUUAGAAAUUCAUUUCAUAAAUUCAUUAGCAAAUACCAUUCUAGUAGCUUUAUUUCAAGAACUGUCUCAAUCAAUUGAAGAAUUGAACCUUUUUUUUUUUAAAUUAAAAGUAUAUAAUACGGAGACGUGAAUGAUUCAUCACUAGUUCCCCUAAAGGUAAAAUGAAUUUAGAAAUGCUGCCAUUAACGGGGUUACCCUAAACACAUAUAAUACCAGCCGUAAGUUCUACCUAAAUCUUAACUUGUUGGCUUUUUUUUGUGUUAGUUUGAGACUUAUGAGAGCUGGAUUGCAUUCAGACUUCCCAAUAAUAAAAUGGCCAAGCGUAUUUGGAAAAUUGCAGUUGAACAUCACGCUUUCCUACGGUAAGGAGCUGUAUUGUUUUGUAUUGUUUUUGUCUUGUUUUUUAAAAUGGAUUUUGAAAUAUAAAGCCAUAUUUUAAUAUAGGAUUCAUAUGCUUUUAUUAUUAUUUCCUCUCUAAGGUUGUUUCAAUCUCUGGUGUAUUCACUGAACAAAAUUUAGGGACUAAUAAUUUAUUAAUUUGUCAUUGCACAACAACUUUUUUGCUCUAGCUUACGGUCAGCUGAUGAUGCUAGAAAGAGAACGGGCUUCCCGAGGUUUGGCUCUAAGUAUCGCUACUCAGGUCGUACAUUGUACCAGACUCGCCUCAAUGCAUCAAUGGCAGAUAGACCCUCUAAGCAGUUUGAGAGGACACACAGCAGACAGUCCCUAAACUCAGUUUUAAAUAACAACAGAUCUAGGAGCCAAGACAAUUGUAAGUCUGAAAAAUGUGUAUUCUUUUAAGUUAAAUUUAUCUGCGACUUUACUGUCAACUACUUGUGCACUCAUCGCAUCAUGAACCACAUUGAGAGUUUGAAUAGUACAUUUUAAAAAUUAUUGUAAAUUAUUGCCUACAGUUGACAUAUCACAUUUCAUUAAAUCUCCUUACACACAAUAAGAAAGUGAUCCUUAGUGUUACAUAUUUCUUUCAUCUAGUGAAUCACAGAAGAGAACCAUUUUUUGAGCAUCCCAGGAUAGAUAUCCAUGACUUGAGUUUUGACUCUGUACGUGAGGACCGGGACAGGGGUCGCGCAGAGGAAAGAAGUCGUGUAGUUCUCUCAAGAGUUAAUGAGGAUUCAAUGCAAGAAGACAGCUCCUUCACUCAAGAAGACAGGACACCUCUCCAGUCCCCACUACCACAAAUUGAAUCUCCUAAACUUAUCACCCGACAAAUCAUUAGACAGCCAGGUCAGCUAUUUUUAAUCACUAUCAGGUUUUAGAUAACUGAACUGACCUUAAAAUGAAUAUUAUAAUGCAAGUAAGUGAUCUGAUAUUGAACAUCUCUGCUCCUUUCCUUUUUAAACAAAUGUACAUAGUAUCAUCUUGUAGCAUUAAAAGCUGACUAUGUUAUGAAUUUAGUGCUAAUGCAAUCAUGACUAAUUCACUUGUCUUGUAGCCUGGGAAUUUUAUCUGCCGCUAAUUUAAACUCUAUGCAAAGCCAUUUGUUUGUACUUUAUUCAGUAUCCUAUAUUUAAGUAUUUUGAGGGUAAAAAAUGAUUUUAUCAAUUCUGUAUUUAUUUGAACACGAAAUUUCAAUAGUGAAAGCUGUUGAGGAUGACGACCUCGAUGACAGACUACCGACCGUUCCCAAGGACUCACCUCAAGAAGAGAGAAGAACGUUAAAUAGAGGUUCACCCAGGGGAGACAGAAGGCCAGUAUCUAAUCAUGCCCACCUCGGGGGUGUUGCCACACCUUUGGCAGCGGUCACCAUUAGAAGGAGAAAUUCUGAGAGUGAAGGCUCUUCCAGGUCGUCCAGCAGAAGUAGAAGCUCAGAGGGAAGCUUGGAGUCAGAAGAUAGGAGGCAGGAGUCUAAGGUGGAGAUCGCCAAGCCUAAGGGAAAGCCUGAAGUUGCCCCUAAACCAACAGUGGCACCUAAGCCGGGCAAAGAAAAACCUCCAUUGGCUAAAGUGAGCAUAAAAUUGUGCAAGCAAAGUUUGUAAUUUGUCCUGAACAUAGAUUUUUUGUGUUAACUUCAUUAUGUUACAAAAUGAUAUUGUUAUAUUUCAUUCCCAUAUUUAUUUCUUACAGAAACCAGAAAAGCCUGCACCGCCUGAAAAAUCUUCAAAGCUGUCAAAGAAAGAAAAAGAGAAUGAUACGAAGAAAGAAAAGGAAGCAAAGAAAGAAAAGGAGAGUAAAAAGGAUGUCAAGAAGGACACAAAGAAAGUUAAAGAUUCCAAGAAGGAGAAAGAAGCAGUAAGGGAAGUUUUCAUGUAGCAAAAUGUUUAAUCUCAUACUGAAGAAAGCGAACAUCAAUUUUUUAAGGACAUUGCCAAGGUUUGACAGAGCACUUUAUAAAUCAUGUCAAAAUGCAGAAACCGACCAGCAUAUUCCUAAUCAUAAGUGAUUUUUGCUGUUGUAUAUUUGACUAGCAUUUGAGCAUUGAUAAUUGGUUGAUUAUAGCCAUGUGUAUCAACAUUCUCCUCUUAGGGUUUUUAUCUUACAAAAGGUUUAGCAUAUUUAUGUUGGCUAAAUGAAUGUUUUUAUGCACUCUAUUGUACAUUAAUGAAACGGGGCAGUCCAACUGUAGAGAUUACACAAUUAAGGAUAUUACUGUUUCUACUCUUUUUAUGCGCACUAUUAUUAGUGUUACAGCCUUAUGUUGCAUCAGUAAUUUUCAAUGUCCUAUUAGUUUUAAACUUUCACUCUGUGGUUUUAAAAGAUAUAGAAUUUUUAAGGUCAGUUGCAUUAACGUGUACACAAUUGAAAACAUUUUCAAGAGAUAUAUAAUGGUAAUAUUUCAUCUGGCAAAUUAAUGUAUGGUUUUAUUUAAAAGUUUCAUUUAAACUUGUAUUAAUAAAUUCAUUUAUUUGUAAAAUUUCAAUCAUGUUUAACAUUGGUUAAGGCUGAAUUUUUAAAAUGUGAUUAACAUCAAUGUUUUUGUUGAUAACAUUUCAUGGGAAAUUGUAUCUUUUUUAAUUUUUUAAGAGCAAAUGUUUUUAAUUUUGGAAAUGUAACAUCUGAAUUUUAGCAGCAUGGCUUAUUUGCUCCCAUGUAUUUGUCCCUGACAAGCACAUUUUUAAAUAUCUAGAGCUACAAUAUACAACUCAUUAGUUUCACAAUUAGUUAUCCACUCUCUCUCAUUUCAUUUACAAUCUUAAUUUCAGUUAUACAGUACAAGGUUUUAUUCUCUUUUAAAAUUGCACAUUAGCUAUGUGAUUAGUGUUAUAGUUGAAAUUCCUCUAACAUUAUUAUAGUAUAGCACUCUCAUUUUUUUUUAAUCUUGUAAAUAUUGUGAGGUUAGUCCCUAUUGAUUAUUAAUCAUUUCAAACUGUAAGCGAUAUCAUCCUGUAACAUACAAAUGUUUUAUGUUGUAAAAUUCCAGAAUGUUGUUGUAUUUUAAUACAUUCCAAUUAUUGUUUACAAUUAACACGGCAUAGUACAUCACAUUUGUAUAAUAUACAUGUAAAUAAGCAGCAUUUUUUUCAUGAAUUUGUUUCACCUGCCAUGAAGACAUAUCCAUCUUGUAUUUUUUUAAACAUUAUUAAGAAGCAAUACAUCUCUCAUGCAUUCCUAUUUCUCGAAAAUAAAAUUAAUAUUUGCAAAGUUAAAUACAAACUAAAUUUUAUUUGUUUUUGGACAUUUUGUCAUGUUAUUGGCCUUUUUAAAAUGUUCUUACCUGACCAAAAAAAGCUUUGUAAAGAUUUGAUGCACUUGAAACCAACAGCCCAAACUUGUGCAUGUGAACUUAACCCUGGAUGUAAUCAUAAUAGCUGGUCAGCCAGUCAAGCUCAGGUAUUUAAAAAAAAAACAAAGCAAAGAUAUAUAUACAUGUGGAUUAUUCAGCUCAAUUUAGUAAAUUAUAAUGUGUGUAUAUUUUAAUGAUCAGUGCAACUGCCCUUUCAGGUUAAACAUUCUAAAAGUAACUUACUUAGAAUCGGAUUUAGCGCAGGAUUAAAUUAUCAUUAAUUAAUUUAUUGAACAGCAACCUGUGGAUAGUUUAUCAAAUUAAUUUUUAAAGUAAACAAAAUGUCUGCCUGCCUUAUUGUAUUCAAGUAUGACUAAUCUGACUAGCAUGUUUGCAAAUGAGAAAAAGACAGAUUAGCCUAAUGUUAUAAGAUUGUAAUUGUAUACCUCUGUCUUAUAUUGAAACAGUUUUUUUUAUCACACCAAGCCGUAAGGAUACCCUGUGCUUGUUUUUAUACUUCAUAUACCUGAAUGUUAUGUACUAUAUUCAUAUUUCAUGAAUUUAAAGCCUUUAAAUGAGCAAUGCAUAAAUUUUAUUAAAUACAAGCAAAAUAAAAUGCUCCCAUAUUA
Messenger RNA from Lymnaea stagnalis (great pond snail), 11142 nucleotides. NCBI's taxonomy places the organism in Eukaryota, Metazoa, Mollusca, Gastropoda, Lymnaeidae. The record is from the annotation of a GenBank genome assembly.